Molecule: messenger RNA, 1707 nt
Organism: Alligator sinensis (Chinese alligator)
Lineage: Eukaryota; Metazoa; Chordata; Crocodylia; Alligatoridae
Exons: 3
Biological process (GO): virion assembly
Molecular function (GO): nucleic acid binding; RNA-DNA hybrid ribonuclease activity
Source: RefSeq, a predicted model, not a curated record
AUGGCACAGUUUUUCUCUACUAUUUUCUUCACCCACCAACCAAACUGGAUAGAUAUUCAGGCCUUACUGGCUGCUCUUCUGACUCCAGAAGAAAAGAGGUUGGUCUUAGAGAAAGCACGCACAAUAGCACAACACUGUCACCCAGCCAGUGAUGUAGAUAAACUUUGCCCUAAGAAAAAUCAAGACUGGGAUCCCAACACCCGAGGGGGCCGGAAGGAGUUAGAGCUGUAUCGGAAGUUUGUGCUGGCUGCUCUCCAGGAGGCUAUCCCCAAGAAGAAAAAUUUGGCUAAAUUAUAUAAAGAGGAGGAGGAAGGAAAAAUUCCCCCAGAAGUAGAAGACACUGUAGUACCAUGGGUAUGGGCAGGAGAAAAGCCAGAAAGAGCCAAACUGGCCACCCCUGUAAACAUUGAUUUAAAGCCAGAAAUUACUCCGCCCAGGGUGCCACAGUAUCGAUUAAAAAUAAAAGCUUGGAAAGGCCUGGAACCAUUAAUAAAGAGAUUCCUUAAAUAUGGUUUACUUUGGGAGUGUCAAUCAUCUUUCAAUUCCCCCAUUUUGCCUAUAAAAAAACCCCACAGUAAUAAGUAUCGUUUUGGGCAGGACCUCAGAGCCGUAAAAAAGGUCACGGUGACCCUUCAUCCGGUGAUAAAGGACCCUUAUACUUUGCUGACUACUUUGUCUGCAGAGGAACAGUGGUUUACAGUCCUGGACCUGAAAGAUGCCUUCUUUUGCAUCCCACUUAAAAGAGACAGCCAAGAGAUUUUUGCAUUCGAGUAAAAAGACCCAAAUACUAGGAGAAAAACCCAAUUGUGCUGGACAGUUUUGCCUCAGGGUUUUAAAAACAGUCCCACUAUUUUCAACACUGCCUUAAGUACCGACCUUCAGAAGUGGGACAAAGGGACGUCAGGAACCCUGUUACAGUAUGUGGACGAUUUGUUAAUUGUAGCAAAAACGAGAGAAGAGUGCCACCUGCUGACCAUAAGUUUACUAAACUUCCUGGGACAGGUUGGAUACAGAGUAUCUCAAAAAAAAGCCCAGAUAACAAAAAAAAGGGUACGAUAUUUGGGAUUUGACAUCUCACAAGGCCAGAGGAUGUUGGGCCCUAAAAGAAAAGAGGCCAUCUGUCGGAUGGCAGUCCCAAAGACCAAGAGACAGUUCUACACAGAUGGAAGCAGCUUCAUGGACAAUGGAACCCGAAAGGCGGGAUAUGCCGUGGUUACAUCAUGGGAUACCGUGAAAGCAAAUGCCUUGCCUCCAAAUACCUCUGCACAGAGAACUGAGCUUAUUGCACUGACCCGAGCUCUCCAUUUGGCAAAAGGAAAGAGAGCCAUUAUAUACACGGAUUCAAAGUACGCCUUUGGAGUCUUACAUGCCCAUGGAGCUAUAUGGAAAGAAAGAGGACUCUUAACGGCAAGUAAAAGCCCAGUAAAGCAUGGAACAGAGAUCCUGAAAUUACUUGAAGCUGUGAUGGAACCACUAGAGAUAGCUGUGGUACACUAUAAGGCCCAUCAAAAGGGAGAUGCUAAUGUUAUUAAAGGAAAUCGACGAGCAGAUGCUGCGGCAAAGAAAGCAGCUAGAGGACAAGUUCAGGAGACUCACAUGUUGGCAUUGAUGCCUCAGGUAGUGUUACCUGAGGGACCUCCCAAAUAUACUAAAAAAGAGAAGCAACUCGCAGAGAAAUUGGGAAUCAAAGAACAACAAGAUGGAUAG